Molecule: messenger RNA, 2592 nt
Organism: Centruroides sculpturatus (bark scorpion)
Lineage: Eukaryota; Metazoa; Arthropoda; Arachnida; Scorpiones; Buthidae
Exons: 2
Coding region: 1365-2330 (321 amino acids)
Source: RefSeq, a predicted model, not a curated record
GGAAUAGUAACCUUAUGUACAUUGCUCAGAGGGAUCCUUUUUUCUCUUCUAACUCCUCAUCCUCUUCCUUCCCCUCUCCCCCUUCUGCCAGUUAAACACUGUGUACAGCCAUUGUCUUUUGUUAAGUAAGUAUGCUUCUGUAUUGAUUGAUUUGUCUUGUGGCAUGAAUUCUAUUAACAGCAUUCCCUGACAGUCCCAGAAAACACUGUACAUAAUUUUUUCAGAGUUUGCCUGAAUUUUCUGGCUUUGAGGAACCACUAUGCUACCACUGCAGUGAUUGUUAUUUGCAUUCUGGUGUUGUGUGGCAAAUCCACAUUUCAAUUUCAUCACCAGUGACAAUUCUUUUCAAAAAUCCAUUUCCUUCCCCUUCAUAACACUGCAAAAAUUCCAAGACUGAUCCCAUGCAUUUUGUUUUGUGAAUGUCUGUUAGCAUUUUUGGCACCUAUCUUGAAUACAACUUUUUGAAAUGCAAAUGUUUAGUCACAGUUUCAUUCAGCAAAGAUCUUGAAAUGUCAGAAAUUGCAGAGACAAAUCAGAAAGUGUAAACCAUCUAUCAUAAUGAAGUUUCUCUUUAACAUUGUGCAGCAAGUCUUCAUUGACUAAGGAUCGGUGACCACUAUGCUCCUCAUGAAUGUUGUUUCUUUCUUCAUUAAACAUAUUAACUCACUUUCUUACCAUACCUUCACUUAUCACAUUUAGUCCACAAAUUUGCUGUAAAUUUUGUAUGGUCAGACAUUUCUCACAUUCAAAAACCUAAUUACUGAUUGUAUUUCACAACUGGCAGGCCACUCAAUUGUUUUGAACAUUAUAACUGAUGCUUAGUGAUCCUCAACAUGAACAAGAAAAAACAAAUAUAGCUUGGUUACUUUAUUCUUGAUUGGAAGAAGUAACUAUGCAUGCAUGACCUUGACAUUGCCAAAAUACACAGGAGAUAUACAUAAAUGGUACUUGCUUUUGGAUGUGCCUUAUAUAUAUUUAUCAUAUUAAACAAUUACAUACUAUAUGAUUAGACUAAUUUAUUUAACAUGCAAGUAGACUGAGUUAAUAGAUUGAAAUUAAAAACACACUAAUCUUUGAGAUUCUUCCAGCAGACAAAAAUCCAGAAAUAUGAACACUUUUGGUCUACUUCUAAAGCCUGUUACAGGUUACAAUUUUCAGAAAUUGAAUACCACAGGUUUUAAUAUUCAAAAAUAGAAUGUGCAGAAGAAUUCUAGAUAAAUUCAAAUUUAAAACCAAAGAAAAUUUAACCUGAAUCAGAUCUUAGGAAUAGACUGAAAAAGUUCAUUUUUCUGGAUUUUCAUUUGCUGGAAUAAUCUCAAGAAAAAGAAAAUAAAGCAGUUCUAUAGAUAACAAGUGAUUGUAUUAUGAAAAGAACACUCAUGCUUUCUAUAAAGAAUCUAGAAAAUUUUAUUCAAGAGAUAACUGUACCUAAUGAACAAAUGGUAGAUGAUGAGUUAAAAAGUAAAGAUUUUUCAGACUCUGAAUAUAAUAUGGAACAUUUUGUAUCUUUCUUAGAAUUGAAUUCUUCUGUAAUGAAUAGUGACUAUGUAAACUAUAAUAAUGAUAACGGUGAAGUUUUAAAAAUAUCUGAAAUGAAAUCAUCAGAUAAUUUGAAUUUUUCAUAUGUUCAUAAUGAGAAUAAAAUAUUAAAAAUUUCAAAUAAAAGAAUAAGUGAUACACCAGUCUUCAAAAAUGGAAUUAAUUAUACUACCAGCAGAACUGAUCUAAAAAUAAAAGGAGAUUCACAAAUAAAUACAAUAUAUGAUGAAAAUGUUUCAUUAAGUGAUGAUAAUUUUAAUGGUGUAAGCAAGAUAGUGAAAAAGACAAAUAAUUCAGAAAAAUCUGAAAAAAUAACAAACUGUAAAAAAUCAGUUUUGAAGAAAUCUGAUUUUAUUUCCAGUGCCAAUAAUUCUGAAUUUAAACAUUUACAUACAAAAUCUUACCAAAAGAAAUCAACAGUGAAACCAUAUAAACAUAUCAAAGAAAAUCAUAAAGCAGAAGAAACAAAGCAUACAUUUAAAAUCAGAUCUUUUUGUAAGAAGAAUAAUUUUCACCAGUCUAAAAUAAAUGAUGAGAAAGAAAACAUGAAAAAUAAUUAUGAAGAAAUUAAAUUAUCAAAUAUUAUUAUUGAAUCUGUUUUAGAAAAUAAGUCUUUGAUUCAGAAAACAGAAAAUAAUACAUCAACAAUAAGUACAGUUAGUGGUAGCAAUUAUGAAGAUCCAAUUGUAAUUGAUUCAGACUCCAAUAAUGAUGAAUUAUUAGUGUUACCCACUGAUUUAAUUGAAACUUCAGUUGAUGAUAAAAGUAAUGUAAGUAUUUUUUUAAAUUAAACUAAUAAAAAUUUUUAUGGAAAUAAAAAACCAGCAAUUGUUUAUUGUCAUAUCGUCACAAUGCUGGGCUGCAAGUUUUAAUCUCAUUUUUAAUUUAUUUAAGUUAAAAUAUAUACAUGUAUCCCUUGCUUAAUGCAGUUUUGCUUAACAUGAAAUUUGAUUAACGUGAAAAUUUAAUUGCUGCAAUCCCUUUAUAGUAGUUUUAAUUAAUGCAACUUUAACAGUUGUCUUUACUUAACAUAUUUUGUGCUGGGGAUGAUUU